Molecule: messenger RNA, 2326 nt
Organism: Helianthus annuus (common sunflower)
Lineage: Eukaryota; Viridiplantae; Streptophyta; Magnoliopsida; Asterales; Asteraceae
Product: FACT complex subunit SSRP1
Exons: 17
Coding region: 190-2112 (640 amino acids)
Cellular component (GO): FACT complex; nucleus
Molecular function (GO): DNA binding; nucleosome binding; histone binding
Source: RefSeq, a predicted model, not a curated record
AAAACAAAUUGACCAUACCCGCCUCCUACUUUCUCUCACACGCCCACAAACUCAAAUCAAACCACAUCAUUCAUAUUCAUAUUCAUCUGCCAUGCUCAUCUCCUCAAUCAAUAGCAGCACUUAAUCCCACCAAUCUGAAUCUCAUAAUUUGCAGGUGUGACAGUUGUUCUGUAUCUUUAAUUCGGAGUAAUGGCAGACGGUCACUCGUUCAAUAAUAUAUCGCUUGGAGGUCGCGGUGGUACGAAUCCAGGUCAGCUAAAAGUUCAUUCAGGCGGUGUGUUGUGGAAGAAACAAGGUGGUGGUAAGGCGGUUGAACUGGAUAAGUCGGAUAUUUCGGGACUUACAUGGAUGAAAGUUCCUAGAAGUAAUCAACUUGCUGUCAGAACUAAGGAUGGUCUUAAGUAUAAGUUCACCGGUUUCCGUGACCAGGAUGUCAUUAGCCUGACCAACUUUUUCCAAAACACUUGUGGGUUAACAACAGAAGAAAAACAGCUUUCUGUUAGUGGGAAAAACUGGGGAGAAGUGGAUUUAAACGGCAAUAUGCUGUCUUUUAACGUUGGUCAGAAACAAGCGUUUGAAAUCUCGUUAGCUGAUGUGUCGCAAACACAGCUUCAAGGAAAGACUGAUGUCAUACUGGAAUUCCACGUGGAUGACACAACCGGUGCAAAUGAGAAAGAUUCAUUGAUGGAGAUAAGCUUCCACAUACCCACUAACAACACACAGUUUGUUGGUGAUGAAAACCGUCCACCUGCACAGGUCUUCCGUGAGAAAAUAAUGUCAAUGGCAGAUGUUGGCGCUGGAGGUGAAGAGGCCGUUGUCACGUUUGAGGGCAUUGCUAUUCUCACUCCAAGGGGUCGUUACAAUGUUGAACUUCAUCUAUCCUUUUUGAGGCUGCAAGGGCAAGCCAACGACUUCAAAAUCCAGUUCAGCAGUGUAGUUCGCGUGUUUGUACUACCCAAGUCAAAUCAACCACAUACAUUUGUUGUUGUUACCCUCGAUCCACCUAUCCGUAAAGGUCAAACAAUGUAUCCGCAUAUAGUGUUGCAGUUUGAAACAGAUUAUGUGGUGGAAAGCACCUUGACGAUGAAUGAAGAUCUUUUCGCUACUAAAUACAAGGACAAGUUAGAACCAACUUAUAAGGGACUGAUUCAUGAAGUAUUUACGAUGGUAUUGAGAGGCUUAUCAGGCACAAAACUCACAAGACCCGGAAAAUUCCGUAGUUGUCAAGAUGGUUACGCUGUGAAGUCAUCCUUAAAAGCCGAAGAUGGCGUUCUUUAUCCACUUGAAAAGAGCUUUUUCUUCUUACCAAAACCACCUACUCUUAUUCUAUACGAUGAGAUUGAUUACGUGGAAUUUGAAAGACAUGCUGCGGGAGGAUCAAACAUGCAUUACUUUGAUCUUCUUAUUAGACUGAAGACAGAGCAAGAACAUCUUUUCCGGAACAUUCAGAGAAACGAAUAUCAUAAUCUCUUUGAGUUUGUCAAUUCAAAGGGUCUUAAAAUUAUGAAUCUGGGUGGAGCUAAAACAACAGACGGUGUUGCAGCGGUGCUACAAGAUGAAGAUGAUGAUAAUGUUGACCCGCAUCUUGAACGAAUAAAGAAUGAAGCUGGUGGUGAUGAUAGUGACGAAGAGGACGAGGAUUUUGUUGCUGACAAGGAUGAUGGAGGGUCACCUACUGAUGAUUCAGGGGGAGAUGAUUCUGAUGGUAGUUUGAGUGAAGGCGACAAGGAGAAACCUGUGAAGAAGGAACCAAAGAAAGAACCUACUACUUCUAAGCCUGCUUCAAGUAAGAAGAGAACCAAAAGCGGUGAAGAUGACGCGUCGAAGAAGAGAAAGCCCAAGAAGAAAAAAGAUCCGAAUGCACCCAAGAGAGCUAUGAGUGGUUUUAUGUUUUUCUCACAACUUGAAAGAGAGAAUGUGAAGAAGGACAACCCUGGUAUUGCAUUUCAAGAAAUCGGGAGGGUUCUUGGUGAACGAUGGAACAAGCUAUCAGCUGAAGAGAAGGAACCAUAUGAAGCCAAGGCUAAGGUUGACAAGAAGCGAUACCAAGACGAAAUCAGUGGCUACAAACCGAAACCCUCAAAUUCUGGCCACGCAUCUGACUCUCCCUAGAUGCGUAACGUCUCUUUAACUGUUUCCGUUUUUUAUUUUUUUUCCAUUUUGUAAUAAAAAAACAUCUUAAGAAAAGAAAACCACAGCCCAAAAUCUAGGCAACAAAAUUCCAUCAAUCAAAACUCGACAAUCGGGUCUAAGUUGACUGGACAACUCGGUUGUGAGUUGACUCAACAACCAAUUUUGAAAGAAGUAUGAUAUUUGAGUCUAUAAA